Perognathus longimembris pacificus (Pacific pocket mouse) is the source of this 809-nucleotide messenger RNA. RefSeq names its product GON7 subunit of KEOPS complex (gene Gon7). The record is from RefSeq and is a predicted model, not a curated record. NCBI's taxonomy places the organism in Eukaryota, Metazoa, Chordata, Mammalia, Rodentia, Heteromyidae. The coding region runs from base 56 to 358 and encodes 100 amino acids. Gene Ontology annotation, cellular component: EKC/KEOPS complex. The transcript has 2 exons.
UUUCCGCUUCCGGUGGCGCUUCCCCGUGGCGCGCUCUUAAAGCGAAGCGGUCACCAUGGAGCUGGUCGGGGAGUACGUAGGCCCUGACGGGGAGCCUCGGCCCCUACGGGUGUCCUGCGAGACGUCAGGUGACGCCGACCCUCUCCAGAGCCUGUUGUCGGGCGUAGCCCAGAUGAAGGAGCUGGUCGCCGAGUUCUUUGGUUCCCUGGGACAGCGGGAGGCGCCGGGCCGAGUGGGGGCGACCCCGGACGACGCGUUGGACGGUGAUGAUGAAGAUGAUGCAGAAGAUGAAAAUAACAUUGUUAAGAGAAGUAACUCAGACGGACCAUCUGCAAAACGAUCCAAACCACCAUCUUAGCAAUAGCGUUUAUGAAAUUCAAAAGACUUCUGGUGAGCUGGGCCAGGUAGAGUGCAUUGCCUGUGUUCUCAGCUAUUCAGGAGGCUGAGGCAGGAAGAUUGAAAAUUCAAGGCCAGCCUGAGCUAUGUAGCAAGAUACUGCCUCAAAAAAAAAAAAAAAAAAAAGAGGAAAAAGGACUACUACUACAUCUUACAACCUAUUCAUGCUGAUAUUUAAGGGAUUUUGAACUGUAGUUUGGGAAAGCAUUCAUUUUAUUCCCUGGAACAAGUUUAUCAGAGGGAAAAUUUUGUUUUUUACUAGAGAAAGAUAAAAUAAAUGUUUGGGACUACAGUCUAUUGUCUUGAGUGAGACAUUUCAGGCUAUAGAAAUAACAAGUCCAAGUUGGCUACUGAAUGUUUAUCAUUGUGUUCUUUUUAAAAAACAACUACUGAGUUAAAGUGUGUGAUAUCUA